Carassius carassius (crucian carp) is the source of this 6513-nucleotide messenger RNA. RefSeq lists its product as uncharacterized. The coding region runs from base 517 to 6303 and encodes 1928 amino acids. The record is from RefSeq and is a predicted model, not a curated record. Gene Ontology annotation, cellular component: Z disc. The transcript has 2 exons. NCBI's taxonomy places the organism in Eukaryota, Metazoa, Chordata, Actinopteri, Cypriniformes, Cyprinidae. Gene Ontology annotation, biological process: positive regulation of calcineurin-NFAT signaling cascade.
UAGGAUUGGAGAGUUAUAGACAGCUACGGCACUCAAGCUGCUGGUACCAAAAUAGCAGAUGACCAUCUCUAUUUCAUCUGUUGCCCGCUCGACACCAAAGAUUUGCUUAGAUAUUUGCUCUCGCUGACUCCUUCCUGUGUUACAGCUCUGGCCUUGCUGGCAACUAUUUUGGUGUGGUGUGUUCAGUGCCUUCUCCUUCAGUCUUUUCAAGCGCUUUCUUGAAAAUGGAUUUCUACCAUGAGCUUCAGUUUGUGUACAACAAAGAGCAUGUUGUAUGGAGUAACAAAAAAUCAGACUUCUGUGAAAUUUACCUGUAAGGAUUCAUCAGCGUCAAUUUAUUACUAUAAAAUGUUGUUUUAAAUUUUUGACUAAUGGAUUUGGCCAUGGAUGAACUACAUAACCUCGAAAAAAGGGAAAUCACAAUGUAAUCUCCAGUAUGUGGUGUUGACAAUGCAAGAAGAGUCAAACCAGGUCAGUUAUGCGUCAGACUGAAGGAACUGGGAAAACGCAUUCAUCAUGAGCAACCAAGAGAAGCGCCAAAGGACAAGCAUGCAGCACCUCCGCUAUCUCGAUAGCUUUAUGGAUGAAAUAGACCGUGAGGUCAUGAGCCUGACGGAUCGAGCUUUCAAGAGUCUGUGCAUUGGAGAUGAAGCAGUCUACAAUGACUCAGAGUUUUCCCCCUCUUCAGUCAGCUGCCACAAGCCAGUGGUGGAGGACAUCUCCAAAAAGACUCAGGAGAGCUCAUUUUCUGCAGCCAAAAAAAUUAACUCUUACCCCCUCAAUGGAGAGAAGGAUCUGUUGAGCAGAUCAAAUAAAUCUUCCAAAGACUUGUCGCUUUUUUCAGUGUUUGCAGCCAAAAAGAAUGGCGAGAGCACCAAGAUGACAAAUGGUGAUUCAUGGGACAAAUCUGCUCUACUCAGCAUCCAAAGAGAGCUCUCAGAGUUUUCUUCAGAUUAUCACAGUUUAACAGUGGAACAUCUUUACCAAGCCAAGAAUCAUCACAAAUCAGAUGAAAAAGGGUCUGCCAAGAAAUCAAGUAAGGAUGCAUUGAUUCCCUCUGGAAAAUCCUCUAAAAGUAAACAAAGCAAAAACAACAAACUGAGAAAACUGAAUUGCAUUAACUUUUUCCUCCACAGCGAACUCAGCCCAUUUUUGUCUUGGAGGGAAUUUAAUAAAUUCACCAUUGGGCAGGAGCACAUUUCGGAAAUUAUGUUAAGUAAUAGACCACCUGAGUGGUAUGAUUCACCUCUUUACAAAGAAUUAACUGCAGCACAUGGACACUAUAAAUUAAGUGUUCCACCAUCAGUUGAAAAAGAAGCUGAAAAGUGUCCUAAACAAAGUGAGACACAUCGACUUGCACCAAAACCACAAUUUGAACAAAAUGCAGCACCCCCCAAACCAGGGAAAGAGUCUGAGCACAUCCAGCACAAUAUUCCUACAAAGGCUCCUCCACCAACUGCUAAACAGAGAUGUAAUUCAGAAAGGCCAGAAGCUUGCGUUCCCUGGCGAAAAAACAGCAGUAGAGCAAAAAGUGUUGCACCUAUGGGUCAUUCUGUUAAUUCACUGGCCUGUGAAAGGACAAAUGGUGGAGAAGGGAGUGCACAGGUAUUUAAAAAAGAAGAGGACCAAACCUCAGCUAGUUCAACUCCUUUCAGUAUUUCACAGCUGUUGACACCAGUAAUACCUUCCAGACAUGGGACAGGAACCUCGGAGAUACAGCAAACUGUGCUCUCACCCACUGCCCUGGACGUCCCACCACUCCCCGAGAGAGAACUGCAUCCCUCACCUGAGAUUAAGAGAGAGGGGUACAAAUCCAUAGCAUCAAGCUUGUUGUUCAAUCUCAAGGACAACAGAAAACGGGUUAAGACCAUGUACAGUCCACCUAAGUUUAAAGGUUUGGAUGUGAAAAAUCAAAGUAAAGAGUCUCCCCAGCCUGAAGCAUCAAAAGAUGUGCUUGAGAUACCAGAGAUUUCAGGAGCUAAAACAAUUUCACCUGCUCGUCACAAAGCCAUUAUCUCCCCAAUGACUCCCUUGUUGGAAACUGGAGACACUCAAACUGGUUCUCCUGCAAACGGUGGAAUGCCAGAUGACUAUUUGGCACUGAGUCUGCUUCAAUCUGGAAAAUCUAAAUCAAACAGGAGCCCUGCAACUAACAAGGCAACAUACCCAUCAUUACAACUUUACAGAAAAGCUAGUCCUGAAGAGAUUAGAGCAAAUGCUCAUACUGUGGUUGACACCAGCUCUCAGGUUUUCACAGACAAAGCCAGCAAAGACCAUGACACAAAACAUAACUAUCCAAGUAAACUGUUUAAAGGUGUAGAGUAUAAUCCUUUAGAGUCAAUGCUAAAUGCCAAAAAGCCCACUUUAGGUUUAAAUAGCGAAAGGACUCACAAAUCUGGAAAAAGCCCAAGUGUAAGUUUAACAAAACCAGAAGAACAAGCCAUUAGUGAAGGUAAAAAUCUAAUUGAGGAUAUGCUGAACACUAGAGGAACAGUAAGUGCAUAUAAAAGCCCUGUUAAAGAAAAAGAACCCAACAUAAAGGAAGCAGGAACAAAGCAUGUCUUUUCUGCACGACAGAACAACUACAUUAAAAGUCAGAGAUUUGUAGGCACAAAUACUGACAAUGACCAUGAUUAUAAUAGUUCUAAUGUAGAAAAAGGGCUGAUGCCUAUAAAGGAUAAAAAGGAUAAUGACAAGUGUUCCAGGAAUUCCAAAAAUUCAAAAACAAAAGAGUUAAGGCAAGAGGAGCAUAAUGCAGGAAUCCAUAAAAAUCAAGGACUAGUUCAAACAAUAGUAGAUGAGCCACUAUUGAAAGAAUAUGUUAAUGUUAAAGGACAGGGUACGACAUCUAAAGAACAGAGCACUAUUACAUCAAAGAAUUGUGUGGAAACUCAAAGACAGCAAAAAGUAAAAGACAAAACUUUCGCAAUUAAAGGAAACUCUUCUGCAAAGAAAGCACUAUUUGCAUCAAUGGAAACGGUGCCAAAUAAGACAACUGCACCAUUAAAUAUAGAGAAUGUUGUCAUAGAUAAAUACAACUUGGCCAAAAUGGCUUUAGAGGAAGUAAUUGCUGAACGAGAGCAAAGAAAGUUGAAAAACAACACAGGUGCUUUACACAUUGAUAGAAAAAUAGCUGGUUGUGAAAAACCUCAAGAUGGUUUUGAGUUACCCACCAGUGGAGAGGAUCGACUACCUUGUACAUUUAUGCUGAAUGAAAGGGGGACAAAUACAAAAGAUGGCAGCGGUCAGAGUUCUCUAUCUGCAUUCAAAACAAAUCGGCAGACUAUGCAAAUCAAGUCAGAAGACAUGGCCAAACAUGGUGAAAGUCAUGUGCCUGAGGUAAAAUUAGCCAGGCCCUGCAAACAGGAAGCAUCUAAUGGGCAGUGCCAGAUUGCAGAACCUAUAAAAUAUAAUGAGAGAGACAGAUUGUGCCUAGACCAUCAAGAAAGCAAAACAAAUAAUGAUCAAAUGUGCCAAGAGUUGAUGAAUACAAAUAUAAGUCAUGCAAACAAAUGCACAAAAAGGGGUGAUACUUUGGAAAAUAGAGAUAUUCGCAGUGUGAGACAUUAUGAGGAUAUGUUGGAUGUUGAACAUAAGGGUAGUUCCUAUAAACCUGAGAUACCCCCAAGAAGAGGGAGAAGUAAUUCUCAGAGUAUUGACAGAUUCAGCGAAAACACUGAAGGUAAUUUCGACUUUAAAAUAGAAGGUGACACUACAGUCAAAACAGAGGAAAUGGAGAGUAGGGAAGUUAGCAAUGUUCAGUCCAGUCAAUCUAAAAAUCGAGGCCCAGUGAGAGGAAAUGUAUCGGCUCUGAAAGAGAAAUAUGACAAGGAAAGUAAGGUUAACCGCAGGGAUGUUCAGAAAGAUCUGCCUGUUGAAGGUGCAUGUUUUAAAAAGCAUAUGGAAGAGGGACCCAAUAAAGAGGCUCCAAAAGACAAAAUGAAACAUACAAUUAUUCCACCAAAACUCACAGUCAGUGAUGCUGAAAGUGGGACUUAUUCAAUUAUCUACACGGAGAUGGGUGCAGGGAGUGAAAUAAUGUCUAACAGCUCUUCAAAAGAAUCGGAAAGUGGUGAGGAGCAUUCUAGUUCACAGAGGAAACACAGUGUCACCCAAGACAUCCAAAAGGCUAUGCAUGAUCUCACAGACAACAGGAAUGAUGAAAUUCAAGACAAGGUAAAAACUAAUGAGAAGGAAGUGGAUGUGGUAAGUCCGAGGUCUGAGUUGGGAGACAAGAAGAACAAAUCCAGAGGUCCAAAAGUAUAUGUGAAAGACUUCUUAAGUGGACUUCUUGGACUUUCAAGCUCAGAAAGGGUCAAAUCUGUAGAUGAACAUGAGGCGGAGCUCUCUGAAACAUUGUCCUCAGAGUCUUUCAAACCUGAUGAAGUCAGAAAGGACAGUAUCAAAGUAUCUGAUAUCCUUGGACAGUCUGUGUCCGCAUUAAAUGGCAAACGGACACAUCACAGUAGUCACUCAUCAAACUCAAGUGAAGUCUCUCUAUUACAUGAACCUGAACAGGGGGUACAAUCAGAAGAGUUGUUAAGGAAAGCAGAAGUCUGCAACAUGACAGAAAAAGUUGAUGAAAAGUUGAAGGAGAAUUUCCAGAAACCAUCAAUAGACUCCUGCUCUUUAAGCAACCAUGAAAGUGAGUCAGAUGUCUCUGACAGGGUAGUUUCUCCACCGAGUGAUGUGGACAAAAGGGGAUGGGUGCACAGCUUGAUUGAGUCAGCUAGAAACUUAACACAAAUUUCACAUGAUCAUACUUCCUCCAAGGAUCAAGAAGAAAACUACUUGAACGGAUCAGAGAAACAUGAGCAAGAUCUGGAUCUCCUCAGGGAUCAUUCUCAAGUUAAGAUAUCAGUCCAGAGCCCCCCACCAAAACAACCAGCAAUGCAGUAUUUGUCCAUUCCAGCAACUCACCUGGUCAUAGUCAAGGACGGAAAUCUGUCAGCUGGAAGUACAUCUGUGUCUGAGGAGGAGGAGCGACGCUCUGCUGUAAGCACUUUAUCUGAGGGAAUGGAUGGCUAUGAAACAAACAGUGGGGAUAUGAUGAAGGAGAACAUCUCUAGUACUGCCCCUACAGAGGUUGCGGAGGGAUCGAAGGCAACCUCCGAGAGAUCUGGUUCAGCCUGCAGUGGAAAUGACAGUCAGGGACCGAACAAGCCGCCUGUUGUACCUCCAAAAACCGAAAAGGCUCUACUCCGAGCCCUGAAGCUCACAACACGGAGGAUACAAAAAGCUGAAACUAAAAGCAAAUCUGAGAGUAAAUGCAGGAGUGACAAAAGUGUCAGUCACAAGGCUGAGAGGAGGCACCACAGCACUGACAAAGUACACGAAAGAUCAGAACCCAGGUCUCUCAGCAGUGACAGAAUCAACAGUAAAAAAAGUGAACACCCUGAUGACACAUUUGAGUCCAAAACUCUAAGAAGCGAGAAGCAUGCUAGAUGCCAAAGUGGUCACAAGAGCCAAAGCAUAGAAGAGAAUGAUCAUAGUAAAAAAAUCCCUCAUGCAACGAAAGGCAAAGACAGACAAACCAGUCAAACUGGUGAUCCAAAGAGCCAUCACAGUGAGAAACAACUAGAAGUCACAUCAAACCACAGGGAUCAUUUGGACAAUGGCAACAUAAGUAAUAACAGUGACCGACAGGGCCGAAGCAAUGAGAAACUCUUGCCCAAGAAACUGGAACAUAGGACUCAAAGUCUUGAUAGAUUUUUAAGGGAUAAACAAAAAAACAUGUCGAGUAGCACUAGAAAAGCUGGUGGUGAAGUUAAUUCUAAGAUUUUAAUAGAAGGAUCACAGUACUCUACUCCAAAGGCCUUACCUUUGCGCCACAACAGCAGUGAACAUACUUAUGCACCAGCCACUAAUCUAGUAACACAGUCCUUUCCAAUCACCCAGAGGAAGCUUUUACAGGACCCUGACUCUGGACAAUAUUUUCUGGUGGAUAUGCCAGUACAGGUCAAAACGAAAACUUUCUUUGACCCGGAAACAAAAAGUUACGUGCAACUGCCGGUGCAGUCUCCUGAGGCUGUUGUGCGACAAGCUCCACCACUGGAGGUUAUUAACACACCACCACUUAUGUUGUAUCACGGCUUUGUUCCAGUGCCUGUACCAUCACAGAAAUCUGUUGUCAGGACUGCAGGAUCUAUGAUUCCUCCUGAUGACCUGGAAGACUUUGAGCCUAGCAGGAAACAGAUGCAGAAGGACAGUUAUAAAACACAUGAAGAGGUCAGUCCUUACGCUGAGCCUGUAUAUAUAUCACAGGAACAUACGCCUGAGGAGGAAAUUGAUAGUGUAAGAUGACAACAUCUAGACCAGUGCGUGGUCCAGAGAUUUAAUGUGACUGAAAUCAGGGAUUUUUGUUGUUUGUGGAUUAAGAGUUUUCACUGUUUCCAACUAGCAGACUGGUGUGACAUGGGAAAAUCUUUCUAGUAUGUAUGCUGUUCUUUGUUUAUAGUGCACAAGACGCGGAUUGUAAAUGUUUAUUUCUUAAUAAAGUAAGGCAAUAUCCUA